UGGAAAUGUCAUUGUACACUUGGAGUAACGUGAGAAAGACACGCAGCACCUAUCUGGGCCAUUUCAGAGAUGGAAUAAUCCAUGGAAGUGAGGCGCCCUGGAAGAAGAAAGGUCUUGUGGUUCAGGCACAGGUUUACAGCUUGCCCUGUGUGUUGGUGCUCUUCAGAUCAGCAUUUCCUUUCCUCCUCUUUUCAUGCCCAUUUGAAUGGGCAUUUGGCUUGUAUAUUAGUUUAGAGCAGUGGCUUUCAGACUGUGCUCUGUUAUCUCUUCCUGUCCCCAGCUUCUAAAUUGCAUUAAAAGUAGUACAGAUACAUUAAAUGCUUUGCUAAUAUUAGCUUUCCCAUGUGGGAUGUGGCAGAAAUUGCCAUAUGUAUAUUAUGUGAUUGCAAAUGGGAGGCUGGGUGGGUCUACAUGAUUGCCUUGAGGAUCAACUCCCAUUCCAUUUACAAUCUCUCUGUUAAGAUGUAAACUCCUAUUUGGAUUGUAAGCUCUUAGGGGAAAGACCUUUCUUUUCCUUGUUAUGUGUUUGUAGAGCCUAACACAAUAAGGUACUCAGCAGUGCCUGAGGCCCCUAGGUGCGACUGAAAUAAUAAAUAAUGUGGUUCACAUUGAGAAAAAGUCUGAUAACUCCUGACUUAGAGCUCCAAAGAGCCUGUAAGCAAACUGUCAAAGUCAGGUGUUCUUAUGGUAUCUGUGGUGGUGGGCAUUUUACCUCAUUUCAGCUCUUUGAAGCAUCUCUCAGGUGAAGGCUGAAGAGUGGAAAAUGUAGACACCAAUGAAGGAGUCUCAGCAGUACGUGGGGAGAUCGUUCACAGAUUAACUCAAUGUCUUAAUAUUGUAGAUCUCAGGCGCACCUUCAUAUUCCGCAACUCCAAACAAACGUACACAGGGAUCCCCAUUAUGGUGGCAAAUAUGGACACCGUGGGCACGUUUGAAAUGGCAAAGGUGAUGACUAAACAUGCAAUGUUCACUGCUAUUCAGAAGCAUUAUUCUCUGGAAGAAUGGAAACUGUUUGCAGUCGAUCACCCAGAAUGCCUUGAGCAUGUAGCAGUGAGCUCAGGCAGUGGGAAGGACGACUUGGACAGGCUUACAAGUAUUCUGGAGGCCAUUCCUCUUAUCAAGUACAUCUGCCUGGAUGUGGCCAAUGGAUAUUCAGAGCACUUUGUGGAAUCUGUGAAAACUGUCCAUGCCAAGUUUCCAAAUCACACCAUCAUGGCAGGUAACGUCGUGACAGGAGAGAUGGUGGAGGAACUUAUUCUUUCUGGAGCAGAUAUCAUUAAAGUGGGUAUCGGACCUGGUUCUGUGUGCACCACCCGGAUUAAGACAGGUGUGGGCUACCCUCAGCUGAGUGCUGUGAUCGAGUGUGCAGACUCUGCCCAUGGCCUGAAGGGGCAUAUCAUUUCUGAUGGAGGCUGUAGCUGUCCAGGAGAUGUCGCCAAAGCGUUUGGAGCUGGUGCUGAUUUUGUCAUGCUUGGAGGAAUGUUUGCAGGCCACGAUCAAUGUGCUGGAGAGGUUCUAGAAAAAAAUGGCAAGAAGAUGAAACUGUUCUACGGGAUGAGUUCUGAUACAGCCAUGAAGAAGCACGUAGGAGGAGUUGCUGAAUACAGGGCUUCGGAGGGCAGAACCGUGGAAGUGCCUUACAGAGGGGACGUGGAAACUACCAUCCUCGAUAUCCUCGGGGGCCUGCGAUCCACCUGCACCUACGUGGGAGCUGCCAAGCUCAAAGAGCUGAGCCGGAGGGCGACAUUUAUCCGGGUCACCCAACAGCACAGCCAGGUGUUUUCUUAACCAAGGACUGGGACCUGUGACAUGUGUCUGCCGCUUCUCCCCCCUCCCUCUGUGUUUUGUGUUUGGGGCAAACCCCCCAGGCGGUGGAAGUAGGGGGGUCAGUUGCCACUGGUGGUGGGGUUUAGCAGAAGGACAUGCCAUCAAACACAGUGCCAUGUAGGAUUCUUUUGGUUCACGAUGCAAGAGCCUCAUCUUUUAAAGUCACGUCUGUUUGUUUUCAAUCUAGUUUUUUCACCAUUCAUUUUUCUCUCUGAUGAAGAAGCCUCCAUUCACAGUGAGUUAGCCUCGCCAGACCCUGGUCGCUGUUACCAAGUUUUGAAACAUCCCCACAACCUCUCGCCAGCACCGCUCCAGCAGUAUGGGUUAUAGGAGCUGCCGGCUGGGAGGGGAAGGGGAAGGGGUUCAGUAUGUUGAUCGGGGUAACCAAAGAUCAGAGCCAUACUUUUUGACCUUUCAGGUGGCUGGAUGAGCCAAGGUUGCUGCUGCAUUUUCACUGUGAUGUUAAAAAUGCUGGAGCUGUAUCAAUGGCAUUUCAUGCCUUUUAAGGCCUUUUUUAUUUAAAUCAAUAUAUUAACGGACUUACCGCUCCAUAGACACUGGCAUUAUAAUGUAGUGAGUGCUUCCUCCUCCCACCCCCACCCAGAACAUUUAACAGGGUCCUAGUUUUUUGAUGGGUACAAUCCUCAGAUCCUCAGGGGUCCUGUUUUUAUCAUCUCUGAAUAGGUUUUGAAGCUGUAGAGACACAGCACUACUCAACACCAGUGGCCUGAUCCUGCACAGCCCUGUGAUUUGCAUAGUCAUUUCAAAAAAGAAAAGGAGGACUUGUGGCACCUUAGAGACUAACAAAUUUAUUUGAGCAUAGCUGACACAAAGCAACUACAAAUACACACUAGCUUUGGCCAGGUGUAGAAAUGAUUACACAUUGAGUAAGCCCUGGGGAAUCAGGCCAAAGGGGUCAGAUCCAUCUCUCUGUUACCCUGGUGCAACUCUUUUGAAGUCAUAGGUGUAACUGAGAGCAAAAUAUGGCCUGCAGUAGACCAGCUGAAGACUUCAUUGCAAGAAGCCAGUUGUCUGAUCUUGAGUUAAAGCAGUUGCUGUGAAGGAAAUAAUGAAUAUUUUAGACUCUGGGCAACACUUUAAUAAACUGUAAUGGUAGACUAAUUAAUUGAUAAAUCACAAUGAAAUUUUUUUGGAAGUACACAUUGAAUUCCCAGGAAUAUCACAGUAGUUCAUUAUGAUAAAUGUUAUUAGAAUGAAUACCAAUGAAUUAAUAAUGACCGGCCACUUACUUUAGCCUGUUACUGAGAUUUCAAUACAAUUGGAAACUGAAGUAACUUCAGAGUUUUUUUUCCCUUCUGUGGAAAGAUAGAGACUUUCUUUGGAAUGCAAAACUGUGACCCGUGGGAAAAGGAGCGGACAGAAAGCAAAUGGCAUUAUUCUAGCAUUCUUUGUUGUUCAGAAAAGAUCAAGGAGGAUCAGUACAAUGGAACAUGUUAAGUAACAAACCUAAACCCCAAAUCAGUCACUGAUGGUGUUAAUCAGAUUACGCAUAAUGGGAAAAGCCUAGAUGAUCCUUUAUCUGAAGGCAGGUGGUUUACAAUAAAAUGUUAAGUAUUCCCCAUUAAACAUUGUGGACCUGAUUCUAAUUUACAAUAAGACUUUGCCCUGGUAUUGUACGGGGGGCCUUAAAGAGGGCAUAGGUCACACGUACACUGAUUUUAAGGCCAAUUUACACUGCCAGAGUGGUGUAAAGAAACCUAAGUGUAAAUGAGAAUCAGGCUCCCAGGCCCUCCCAAUUAACUUUUCUUCUGAAGUUGGAAUUUGUAUGUAGUGAACUCCAAAAAGGCAGCCGAAUGGUUUCUUUACUAAAAAUAAAUAAAAAUACUGUGGGCCAAAUUCUGCUGUCAGUUAACCUGAUGUAAACCCAGAGUAAUUCCACUUAAAUCUCUGAAGUUACUUGGAAUUUACAUAGAUAUAACUAAGAGUAGACUGUCUCCCCUCUCCCCCCCCUUUCUGCCCAAAUACCCUCCAGCCACAUGCCCACAAGAAAAGUGUAUUUGUAUACAGGUAAAUCAAAACUUCUUCAAGGAAUGAGGUUAUACUGAAUAUACACUCAUACCACCAGUGCAUUCCAUACUUCAGAAGUGUGGCUCUCCCCUAGAUGCUCCAGGGUUGGGAUGCUAAUUGUUUUUAUAGGGCUUUUGGGGCUACAUUUUAAACCGCUGCACAUUUAAAAGACUAGAUCUUUAAGGUACACAUUGGAACUGCUUCUUUUCUGCAGUGAAAACUCCUUGAUUCUCCACUGUUGUGGCCAUUAUGGAGUCAGUUACACCUGUUUCUUCAGAGGACACCUUCAGUCAGAUGGCUCCUUUCACAAUGCCCCUUGUACAAAAUACAGCGCACACACGUUUGAAAGUGGAACAAAGAGACUGGCCUGAGGCUAACACAGGACCCAGAUGCCCUCAAUGUCUGUAGGACCCAGCUCCUCCUUCCACUCCAAUUAAACGCUUGUUGAAUUCAUUGGAAAUUGAGGGUGUGCUACACCUGGCAGGAUUAGGCCCCCAAGGAAUUAACUUGAGCUACCUCAUCUGAUCAUUUUACAAGGUUCUCCAGUUCCUAGUGUCUUUCCCAGCAGCUUCGCACUGUGCUGCACUUCAUGAACUGCUACUGCCAAAAGAGCUCCCCCCCUCCCCCAGCUACAUUGCAAGUGUUUUAAGCAGCGGCUACCCAUGACAGUGGGCCAAAUUCUGACUUGCUUUCCACACCCUUGUAACACCACUGACUUCAGUACAGAAGAGGAAAGUUAGAAUUUGGCUCAUUGGCUCCAUCAAGGUGUAGCUGACGGGCCACGUUGCUUUAAAAAUGAAGCUAGUUAAAACAAAUCUGAUUAACAGGUUCAGGUACGAUAAUACACAUUUAAAGCCAAAGCCUGCACAAGGCAUAGGAGCCUCUAUGUCCCCCAGUCCAUCUGUGAGACAGCAGGGGAGGCCGAGGAGUACUACUGUCUGUAGGAGUGGUGCCUACACCACAGCACCAAGGGAUUGUGGUCUGACAGGUCGUGCUGUGUGGUCAGUGAAUGUGCUGGGACCAGGAGUGGGGAUGGUCUGCGGUAAGAAGAGGUACACACUGCUGUCCUCAGCCCACUACCUCAGCCUGCUCAGCAUCCUCAGGGGGGCUCUGGAAAGCACCAUGUGACUGGCACACUUCUGUGCCUUCCCCCUCGCCCUGAGUGGGUAAGUGUUGGAUUUUGCCCUUGCUGCUGUCAGGUAUUGUGUGCAGGGGUGGUUCCAGGAAGCACAAGUUAGGAGGGCUUUGGGGAAGUUUGCUGAGGAUGGGGAAAGGCGAGGGCUUUUGCAAGUCUUCCAAGACACAAUAUGACACCAUCACUGGAUACAGGAUUAACGUUUUAAUCCAUGGGCCCUUGUGGUCUGAAACUCCUGCUGGGCCUAAUUCUCACAUGCACCAAUUUCACAUUGGUCUAAACCCAUUGACUUCAACAGAGUCUCUUCUAAUUUUCACCAGUGUAAAUGAGAGCUAAAGCAGGCUUCUCUUGCCAAACUCUGAUGGGCAUUUAGGCCAAAUCCUGUGCUGCUGGAGUCAAUGGGAAUUUUGCCGCUGACCUCAGAGACACUGCAGGAUUUGGCUUUUCUUGGUUAGAGUGGGAAAAUCCCAAGGCCUAGGAGUGGCAGUGUGGCUGCACUGCUAAAGCCCACCUGCAGCAAGGCACUUGUUUCCCCCCCGUCUAGAAGCAAUGUCUUCUCUUUGGGGGUUGGUUACGAAAAUUUGAAUAAGCUUGCGGUACUGCCACCUGCUGCAUGACUUCUAUGCUGGAAGUGCCCGAAAUGCAGUCAGUCUCGCCCACUAGUAAUAAGGGGUCUCCCCACCAUCUGCCUUAGACUUGGUUCUUUUUUAUUCAUUCAGACAUUUAGGCCUGUCCUCUGGAUGUGACUUCACAACAUCAGCCAUUAUACUGCUGAAAUGCAUAACAUUUCCAAACGUAUGUAAUCAAUAGCCGAGAGCUCCUUUGUGACAAAUAAAGUUUGUGAUCAUUUUGAAGACCAUACAUGAAGUCUUUAAAAAAGAGUGAGUUUUAACCAUUUCCAUAACACUGCAUGCACCACAGCUGAGAUGAUUAAGAAUGGGUAUCUUCUUUCCUCAUUUGUAGCCAAAAAACGGUGCACAGAAUGCAUCCGCCAUGACGAACCUGCUCAUAUAAAGUGAUCACGUUGUGCACCCUGGCUGUUCUGUUAUGAAAUAAAUGGCUCCAUUCUGGCAGCCUGGAUGGCUGUAUGUGGGAAUGUGCAAACUUCUAUGUAUAGUGAUAAAAACAAACUCCAUAAAAAUGUAUUCCUGAAGCUAAAUCUGAAGAGGGAAAAAUUAAAUGAACAAAUUAUUCAUUCACAGGAAAAUUGUGUCUCAUUCUUUCUGAACGCAUAAAGACAGACACACAUUUGCAAUUGGCACUGUUAUUUUAUUAGUACGAGUAUACUGAAACAAUAAACUUGUACUGGUAUACAGACAGU
Molecule: messenger RNA, 6311 nt
Organism: Chelonia mydas (Green sea turtle)
Lineage: Eukaryota; Metazoa; Chordata; Testudines; Cheloniidae
Gene: GMPR
Product: guanosine monophosphate reductase
Exons: 9
Coding region: 901-1788 (295 amino acids)
Biological process (GO): nucleotide metabolic process
Cellular component (GO): GMP reductase complex
Molecular function (GO): GMP reductase activity
Source: RefSeq, a predicted model, not a curated record